CUUGUAUCAUUAAGUCAAUCUUUUAUUCCCUUUCAGAUCCACCUGUAAUACGUUCAACCAGUUAUUUACCUCAGGGCAGUGAGUUUACCAGUAGUCAGCCAUUCAUUACUCUAGUCUGUAAUGUGUCUUCUGUAACCUUUGACCCUAAGCAUGACCUUGACCCAGUUUUCUGGUGGACGUUGCCAAGUAACAGAAAUGUGAGUGGAAACAGUAUUAUUUUAGACAAGAGUAAAGGUGAAGGGAAAUAUACAUGUUACUUGAGAAGGACGAUAAAGGGGAAAUAUGUUGUUACCAGUACAUCGAUGGUCAUCAUGUCAGGGAACGAGACAAAGACAACAGAUAUUUGUAUGACAGGAAAUUGUAUUCAAACAGCUGCUCAUAUUUUGGGCUCAAUGGACUCUUCUGUAGACCCGUGCAACAACUUCUUUCAAUACGCUUGUGGUAAUUGGAACAAGAAAAACUUUAUACCGGAAGAUCGCACGAGUUACAACACAUUUGAGAAACUUUAUGAUGAGCUGCAAUUAACUCUUCGAGCAUUGUUAGAGGACACACCUAAAGAUUAUGACAGUAAUGCUACAUUAAAGGCCAAAGUUUUGUACCAGUCCUGCGUGAAUGUUUCACAAAUAGAACAAGUAGGGGACAAACCAUUGAGGGCAUUGUUGGUAGAGUUGGGACGUUGGCCAGUGAUAGAUAAGAAGUGGUCAGCAAGGAAAUUUAUCCUGGAAGAUGUGCUGGGGGAUAUGAGAGGGAAAUAUAAUGCCCCGAUUCUUCUAGAUGUCUGGAUAGGACCUGAUGACAAAAACUCCUCCAUCAAUAUCAUGCAGUUAGAUGAGCCUGCCUUAGGUAUGCCAAGCAGAGAGUAUUAUCUACAUGAUCCAGAUUCUAUAGAUGUAAAAGCUUACCUCAGAUACAUGUGUGAUGUGGCAGAAUUGCUUGGUGCCAACCCUAUAACAGUCAAAACUGAGAUGGAGAAAGUGCUGCAGUUUGAAACUGUUAUAGCCAAUAUGAGUAAACCACAGAGUGAGAGACAUGAUACAGGUGCUAGAUAUAACAAAAUGACCAUAGGUCAGUUACAGACUGCUAUUCCCAAGUUUGAUUGGCUGAGAUAUUUUAACCGGUUUUUACCUGUCACUGUUGACGGGUCAGAGGAGAUAGUUGUGUUUGCACCAGAUUUCCUCCGUGACAUGGUCGACCUUGUGGAGCAGACGGAUGAAAGGAUUGUGAGUAAUUUUGUAAUAUGGAGGUUGAUAUUGGGGUUUAUACCAGAACUAACGUCAAGUUUCCAGGAGGCAAGAAGUGCUUACAGAAAAGUUGUACAGGGAGUGAUCCGGGACAAACCAAGAUGGAAUAAAUGUGUUGAAUAUCUCAAUGAGAGGCUAGGACUGGCUACAGGUGCCAUGUUUGUACACGAAAAGUUUAGGAAGGAAAGCAAAGAUGUGGCUUUAGAAAUGAUAGCUAACCUAAGAGCUGCAUUCAUAGACUUACUGCUGGAGAAUGAUUGGAUGGAUAAUGAAACUAGAGCUGUUGCUAGGGAGAAGGCUACUGCAAUUAAGGAGAGAAUAGGAUAUCCAGACUUCAUAUUGGAUCCAGAAAAGUUGGAUAAAAAAUUUGAGACACUGCAUUUUGAACCAGAUGAAUAUUUUGAGAACAUCUUGCGAGUAGAGAGAUAUGAUUCUAACAGGACAAUGGCUAAAUUUAGACAACCGGUGGAAAAAGAUGUAUGGGAGCAGGACCCAGCUGUAGUGAAUGCCUUUUACAAUCCUAACACUAAUGAUAUAGUGUUUGCAGCUGGAAUGCUUCAGCCACCUUUCUACAGUGAAUACUUCCCAAAGUCAUUAAAUUAUGGUGGUAUUGGUGUGGUUAUUGGACAUGAAAUUACACAUGGUUUUGAUGAUAAAGGGAGACAAUAUGAUAAAGAUGGUAACAUGAAGCAGUGGUGGAAGAAUGAAACUAUACAAGCAUUUCAGGAUAGAACACAAUGUAUCAUAGAGCAGUAUUCUAACGUGAAGUUAGAACAGAUUGGUGUCAAUAUUGAUGGUAAAAAUACACAAGGUGAAAAUAUAGCAGAUAACGGUGGUCUAAAACAAGCAUAUAGGGCCUAUAAGAUGUGGGAGAAAGAGCAUGGUCCCGAACCUCUGUUACCAGGUCUUGACAUGACGCAUGACCAGCUGUUCUUUCUCAACUUUGCCCAGAUAUGGUGUGGUAACAUGAGGGACAAGGCCGCUCUAGAGAAAAUCAGAACAUCAGCUCACAGUCCUGGCCCAAUUAGAGCGAGGUUGCCACUUGCCAAUUCUGAAGACUUUUCUCGGGCUUACAACUGUCCAUUGGGUAGCAGAAUGAAUCCUGUUCACAAGUGUUCAGUAUGGUGAAAAAUAGUGGCCACGAUUCAUUCAUACAUUCAUUAUAUGUAUGGUGAGCAGUGAUGGCCAUCAUUUACAAAUUUAUUACCUGUACAGUGAAAAAAAUGGCCAACAUUCAUUAAACAUAUGGUGAGCAAAGAUGGCUGUCAUUCACACAUUUAUCAACAGUAUAGUGAAAAAAAAAGGCCAUCAUUUCAGCAUUUACUACCUGUAUGGUGGGAAAAAAUGGCCAUCAUUAUUUACAGCCAUCGUUAUAUGUAUGGUGAGCAAAGAUGGCCAUCAUUUACACAUUCAUUACCUGUAAAGUGGGAAAAAAAUGUCUUUUCAGCAUUCAUUAACCAUAUGGUGAGCAAAGAUGGCCAUCAUUUAUACAUGCAUUACCUGUAUGGUGAAACAUAAUGGCCAUCAUACAAACAUGCAUACGUAUAUUUACCUGCGUACCUGGUCAUCAUUUACAUAUUCAUAUCCAGUAUGGUGAGCAAGGAUGGUCAUCAGAACAUUACUUGUACAGAGAAAAAAAAUGGCUUUAUUGUAAAAAAAAAACAAUUUUGUGUGUUUACCUAGUGUAAAUUUGAUAUCUUAAAGAUGAAGAUUGUGUAUUAUAUUUGUGUUUUACACUAAACUAAUCAAAUGCCAAAACUGACGUGUGUGAUAUAAUAAUGGCUGCUGUCAGUGUUCAAUGUUUGUGGAACAGUAAAAUCCAGUCAAGUUCAGUGUAAUUAUUGCCGGA
Molecule: messenger RNA, 3090 nt
Organism: Ruditapes philippinarum (Manila clam)
Lineage: Eukaryota; Metazoa; Mollusca; Bivalvia; Venerida; Veneridae
Product: neprilysin-1-like
Exons: 20
Coding region: 303-2369 (688 amino acids)
Biological process (GO): protein processing
Cellular component (GO): plasma membrane
Molecular function (GO): metalloendopeptidase activity
Source: RefSeq, a predicted model, not a curated record